Molecule: messenger RNA, 1954 nt
Organism: Coffea arabica (coffee)
Lineage: Eukaryota; Viridiplantae; Streptophyta; Magnoliopsida; Gentianales; Rubiaceae
Product: glycoprotein 3-alpha-L-fucosyltransferase A
Cellular component (GO): membrane
Molecular function (GO): fucosyltransferase activity
Source: RefSeq, a predicted model, not a curated record
AUGGGUUCAACAAUUCCGAAUCAGAGGCAUCCCAGAUUCGAAGAGUCAAGCGGGCCAUCCUACUCCUCCACCAGUAACAGUAAUACCUCCAAGAAGAAAUGGUGGAAUCUGAUGCCUCUGAUUGUGAGUUUAGUGGUGAUUGCAGAGAUCGCCUUUCUGGGCCGACUGGACGUGGACAAGAACGUUGACUUAGUCAACUCCUGGGCUGACUCCUUUUACCAGUAUACGACGUCGUCGUCUUGGUUGUCUACCUCAUCCACCACCACCACAACGCAUAUUCAUAUGGGCGACGGUGAAGAUGAGGCAGACGCCGGGUUGACCAGUGUGACCGGCCACGAUUUUGAUCGGAAGAGCGGCUCCGAAGUGGAAAAUACCUGUGAGGAGUGGUUGGAGAAAGAGGACUCGGUGGCUUACUCUAGGGAUUUUCAGAAAGAUCCCAUCUUUGUAACUGGUGCUGAACAGGAGUGGAAGUCCUGUUCUGUGGGAUGUAAAUUUGGAUUUGAUAGCAAUAGAAAGCCUGAUGCUGCAUUUGGUUUACCUCAACAAGAUGGUGCUGCGAGCGUGCUUCGAUCAAUGGAGUCAGCUCAAUAUUAUGCAGAGAACAAUGUUGCUAUGGCACGACGGAGGGGAUAUGAUAUUGUUAUGACAACAAGUCUCUCUUCAGAUGUUCCGGUUGGGUAUUUCUCUUGGGCUGAGUAUGAUAUAAUGGCACCUUUGCAACCAAAAACUGAGAGUGCUUUGGCAGCAGCUUUUAUUUCUAAUUGUGGUGCUCGAAACUUCCGACUUCAAGCUCUUGAAGCACUUGAGAGGGCUAACAUCAAAAUUGAUUCUUAUGGAAGUUGUCAUCGAAAUCGUGGUGGAAAUGUGGACAAGGUAAAAACGCUGAUGCGUUACAAGUUCAGCUUGGCUUUUGAGAAUUCAAAUGAGGAGGAUUAUGUUACUGAGAAGUUCUUCCAAUCUCUUGUGGCCGGAACUGUUCCUGUCGUUGUGGGUGCACCAAAUAUCCAAGAUUUUGCUCCUUCUCCUAGCUCUGUGUUACACAUUAAAGAGCUAAAUGAUGUUGAUUCGGUUGCCAAGCAUAUGACAUAUCUUGCUGAAAAUCCUGGUGCAUAUAAUGAAUCAUUAAGGUGGAAGCUUGAGGGCCCAUCAGAUUCUUUCAAGGCCCUUGUUGAUAUGGCUGCAGUUCAUUCUUCUUGUCGUCUAUGCAUUUUCUUGGCAACAAAAGUUCAGGAGAGAGAAGAGAAAAAAGUAGAGUUUAAAAAACGGCCAUGCAAAUGCACCAGAGGCAUAGAAACUGUCUAUCAUGUAUAUGUUCGCGAAAGAGGGAGGUUUGAGAUGGUGUCGAUUUUUCUAAGGUCAUCCAAUUUAACCUUGAAGGCAUUGCGGUCCGCGGUGCUGUCAAAGUUCAAGUCUGCGAAACAUGUGCCAGUUUGGAAACAAGAAAGACCAGAAAAGAUAAGAGGAGAUGAUGGGCUAAAAGUUCACAGAAUAUAUCCUCUUGGCAUGACACAGAGACAGGCAUUGUAUGCCUUUACAUUUAAGGGGGACAGUGAGUUUAGAAAUCACAUAGAAAGCAAUCCUUGUGCUAAAUUUGAAGUCAUAUUCGUGUAGAUGGCAAUUCGAGAAUUCUGCUCAACUGUUAAGAUUGUUCCGCACAAAUUAACUUGGAAGGAGGGGAAAAAGGCAUGUUUGACUCUGCAUCUGUGCUGCAAAUUUUUAUUCCCCAGACGUAAAGUGGGAAGGGAGAGAGUGGGGAGAAAAAAGGGGGCAAGAAGAAAUCAACAGCUUCAGAUUUACUUGCCUAGUUGCAUAUCAGCAUGUGUAUUUGAAAGGCUUUCGCGACUUAGAUGUACUACUGCAUAUUAGGACAUAUAUAUAUAUAUAUGUGAUAUAAAAGAAAUAGGCAGUUGUUGCUUAUCUUCUGCCUUAUUAACCGUCGAUUGGGCGGACAAAA